Messenger RNA from Rhizophagus irregularis DAOM 181602=DAOM 197198, 993 nucleotides. RefSeq lists its product as uncharacterized. NCBI's taxonomy places the organism in Eukaryota, Fungi, Glomeromycota, Glomeromycetes, Glomerales, Glomeraceae. The record is from RefSeq and is a predicted model, not a curated record.
AUGAUUCUAAGGAAUAUCACGCUCAUUCUAAUAUCUUACGAUGUAGAUCCAAAAUAUUUCGAUAAUAUAAUUUCUGAUAAAAAUAUUGAGAAAAAAGAUGAAAAAUAUGUAAUUUAUAAACCGAACAUUUCUCCUCAAAUAUCUUUAUGGGGAUUGGCACAAGAACAUAAUUUUAGUAGGGAUGUAUCUCAAUGGAAUCAAGAUGAUAUUAUGACCUUUAAAAGGAUUAUUUGUAGGUUUAUUCCUUUAAUUAGAUUUUAUGAUAUAUCUCCUAAGGAUUAUAUGAUCAAAAUUAAACCUUAUGAAGAAAUUUUAUCAAAGGAAUAUAGAAAUGAUCUUUUGAAUUAUUACAUGAUUCCUGAAUACAAGCCAAAACUUAAUAAUUUAGCAUCAAGAUAUUUAAAAGAUAUCAAUUCCGUGAUAAUUGAUCAAAGACAUGUUAACCUACUUACAAAUUGGAUUGAUAGAAAUGGGGAAAGAAAAUUUAGUCUUUAUAAAUUUAAUCUUUUAUAUAGAGCUAGCAGAGAUGGUAAUACAGCCACAGAAUUUCAUAAAAAGUGUGAUAAUAGGGGGGCUACUAUAAUUGUAUUAAAAAUUAAAAAUUCUGAAGGAAUAAUUGGAGGAUAUAAUCCACUUGAAUGGGAUUCAACAAAUGGUUCUUUUAAACGCACGAAAGAUAGUUUUUUAUUCUCAUUUACAAAUAAAAAGAACGUCCAAAUGGCAAAAGUAGGUUAUAGUAAUGGUAAUAAAUAUUAUAUAGUUUGUUAUCCAUAUUUCGGUCUAAUAUUUGGUUAUAAUAACUUAUAUUUACAUAAUGAUGGUACUUGGACAAGUUAUCCUGAUGAUAAUCCAUGUUCUUAUCCCAAACUUGAUGGUAUACCGAUAGGAACCUUUGAUGUGGAUGAUUUUGAAGUUUUUCAAGUUAUAAAGAAAACGAAGAAAAUUAAAUUAAGUGAUUUAAAAUCAAUAUUUUGGACGAAAAAGAAAUAUUAA